Molecule: messenger RNA, 1323 nt
Organism: Paramacrobiotus metropolitanus
Lineage: Eukaryota; Metazoa; Tardigrada; Eutardigrada; Parachela; Macrobiotidae
Exons: 5
Coding region: 1-1158 (385 amino acids)
Source: RefSeq, a predicted model, not a curated record
AUGGAGACCGUAAAGUUUGAGAAGUCACUAGAACAUGUAUUUAAUUGCCUACACGUUCUGGGUCUGGUGGACCUAGGAAUAUGGACGCAUUAUGGAACCAUGUCCAGUCGAUUGAAACUAUUCCAUAUGCUUAAUUACACGUGGAGUUUAUUAUUGCUGCUUUCUAUAUUUUAUCUGACAUAUUUUGAUUUCGCCACGUACUGGUGGCCUCUUGACAAAGAUCAUCAGCGGCUGGAAAUGAUGGAGAUUAUUUCUAACGCGGUAUGCGCGGUAGCCAUGUUUGUGCUACCAUCGUUCGGUCUUCGCGGUUUCCCAGAGCAAGCAGUCAACAUUUAUGGAAAAUUUGUCGGAGAAAAAACGCAUUAUUCUAUGGACGCGACACAUCUGACGCUCUCAGUUAUUACACUGGGAUUCACAGCCUUUUUCGCGUCAAGGUCGAUUAUCUUGUGGAAUGCCGAUGACACGGCUGUGGAUAUCAUUGAACAGUACUAUAACAAAUCCAACACCGCUUCAAGUACCGGAAGCAUGACAAUGCAUGCACUGCGCUACGUCCAUGAUGCCGCGUCUGUGGCUCAGGCAUUAACGGAUUUGAACAUGUAUCUCAUCCGCGGAUUACUCAUAUAUUGGUGUUAUCAAUUAGCAAGGAUAUUUGAGAGGUUGACGGUUGACUUUGCGAAAAGAAGCGACCAGACUAAUCCUUACUCCGCCUGGAUGGAUUUUCGGGAUCGAUAUCUCACACUUCGGUCGCACAUUAUUGUAACAUCGCGACAAAUGCGAUACUAUGUCAAAGCUUUAUAUAUUUACGAUUUCUUUACAAUAGUUUACAUAGUAAACAGUUUGCUCAAGGAGACCAAUGGAAAAUUUGCAUUAAUUUCCGUUGCCCAACUUAUACCGCAACUCGGAUUUGUGGUGUUAUUGGCCUCCUCAAGUUCCCGUUUAUACGAAAUGGCAAAAAAUUUCGUAUCCACAAUGGAGGAACUGACAGUGUCUCAAGCGGAGCGGAUGUCGGAGACACAAAAAGCCGACCUAUCACGUGCUUGCACGUUUUAUUUGAGAAAUGAAAUCGGACUACAGAUGGCCGGCCGAAUUGUAGAAGGAAAUUUUGCUGAUGGCGUGGCCGGCGCCAUGGGCGCCCUUAUUUUGAUCACUGAUAAAUGACCGGUGAUCUACAAGGCGGAAACGGCUGUUUUCAGAUAUGCAGACUAUCCACGGCCUACGUACUUCCAUCUUCAACCAAUUUUGAAUUUGGUGUGCGUGUGCGGUGCAAACCCGACGAAUGGAACUUCAGUACCUAGUACAAUACUUAUCUGUACAUGUUUGGCA